CUGCAAAGGGAGUGUUCUUGCGCGUGGGGCGGCGUUGCAGCAUUUCUUGCAGCUUUCACCUUCCACACGUUCUGCGUCGUCUCCACACCUAUUCUCUUGCCGUUAACCCACAAACGUUCGCAUGCGCGGGAGUCAAGGCCGUUCUUCGUCAGUCCUCAACUGCACGUCUGCACUAGCGCAUGACUCUGUUGGAAGGAGCGGAUGCGAGAAGAGUUCUUGGUGAUCAUGUUGACCGGACUAUAAAUACUGCACGUGGUUCUAUCCCAUUAUGGUAGGGGAGGUAGCCGUCGGGAUGGCGUUCGAUCGACGGGAUCGGCAGGGUUCACCUGGAUGUUGAGGUUGUGGACGAGCCCAGCAACGUCGACGUGAACGUGCAUGCUCUCGACAUCGAACGUGUGGUAGCGGCAUUGCAGCGCAGCUUGUACACUGACGAGUCCCUUCUGGCUCAUGACGUGGGGUAUCAGCCAGUGCAGUUCUGGUCGCAGGAGUGCCUCGAGACCCCGCUCGUCGUCGCGAAAAAGCACAUGAAAUCCGACGUGGAACGUCAGCAUGUCGUCGAUGGCGCCGUGCUCGCCAUUGUCCUGUUCGAUGCCAAUGAUCCAACACUUGCGCGAUGUCAGGGCACCGUCAAGCGCGGCGAGCAGCGCGCGAAUGUCCGUGAACGAGUCAUGGAAGACGUUGCUUGUCGUGGUGUGGUUGAACGAAAACGCGCCGAUUUCGUACGCGCUUUUGCACUCGGUCUGGAACAGGUACAUCAUGGACACUUCACGGGCCCGCAGUCGGCGCUGGGCGAGUGUUUGGGCAUCGGUGGGAGGUGCCAUAUGGGGAUGGAGGUGCUGAUAAUGGAGCUGCAUACGCAUGUCUUCCUCCAACGCCGCGUGGAUAUGCCCCAGGUAGUCCUGUCGCGCAUCUUCAAGGCGGGCAGUGACUUGAAGCAGCUCAAAGUUGUGCUUGCGUUGAGCCCAGCUAGUCGAGAAGGGUUUCCGAGCUGAUUGUUGAAGUUGGUCUUGCUGCGCCAUCGUCGGAGGAAGCAGACGCUGGAACACGCCGCUCGCGUCGACAAGCCCCGUCGAUCGGUUCUGGGGAUCGAGCGAGCUGGCGGAUGCCGCACCGUCGUCGUCGUAGCUGUCGUCGCUGUCGCCAGUGUCGUCAUCGUCCACCAUGUCGUCGUUGGGGUGGAGAUGCGCCGACGUGGAUGGAUGGGAUUCAUACCGCAGUUGAUGGAGCGUGUCCAUUUGAUCUUGAAGGAUGCGCCGCGUCCGCUCGUCUGUUCUGAUCCCAUUCGUGCGACCCGAGUGUUGGGACGCCAACUUGGGAAGUCGAACCACUCCCCCCUUGUCCUCAAGGGACGCUCCGCCAUUCAAGAUGAACGACAUCGAGUGAUUUGCCUGCUUGAUUUGAGACGCAAGGGGUGAUAGAAAACGCUGUUGUUGUGUCGGAUUCUCGGAUGGUGGUGCAAUCGCUGAGUCAUCAGUUUGCACGUACGGCGAUUGUCGCAAGGCCAACAACGAAAGAACGGCGUCGUCCAUAUUGGGGAGCACUUGUACUGGAGCCGCCUUCGCUCGGGGACGCCGAGCUGUUGGCGCAGGGGCAGUGGCAUCGACUCGCUGUCGUCGUCGCUUGGCGUUGGCUCGGACCUUCAAGUCUGCAGGUACUGCGAGUUGCCCGUUCCCCCGUACCUUGUUCAAGGGAAUUUGCGAAGCAAGGAUAUCGCCAUCGGCGUGAUCUGCCGCGGCUUUCAGCAUGGACGCCCACGGGUGCAUGGCUUGUUGAUGUCGUCCUCUGCGAGAAUUGUGUGUCGCACCCCG
Molecule: messenger RNA, 1808 nt
Organism: Aphanomyces invadans
Lineage: Eukaryota; Oomycota; Saprolegniomycetes; Saprolegniales; Verrucalvaceae
Exons: 1
Coding region: 525-992 (155 amino acids)
Source: RefSeq, a predicted model, not a curated record